AUGCAUGACAUUGAAUAUUUGCUGAGAUAUCUAUUGGAUAGUACAACCUUGAGGAUAGAGAGAUUAGAAGAUAUCACGAAUUCACAACAGGCGGCAGCAUUUGAAAAGAGGUUUGGAGACACAAGAAGAAUCAAGGCAUUCUGCAUGGAGAUAGGCCCCACAACCUACUUUCCUGUCUUCAAUGUCCCGCUAUCCCAGGGUUCGAUCACCCAUAAGGUUAAGCUUUGCUCGGUUGCUGUUGGAGAGUCGAUCUAUGUGUCUAAGGAGUAUGUCAAGCAGAUGAAUCCUCCAGGACACUAUAACUCCUUUAUCACUAGCGACCUGGGAUAUCAGGUGGGGUUUUUAUCCGAGUCCCAAGCAGACAUAGGAAAUUACUGGUAUGUUGUCAAGGAUCCAAGCAAAAUCCUGCCUCUUUUUGACAUAACCUUUGAAUACGAUGCUGAGUUGGAAAUGAGGUCGAAGGGGAACUUUAUAUGCGACAGAUGCCGUAUGAACCAAUCAGUAUCCUUUUGCCCUGCAGAGCGGGCAAGCUUCUGUGCAGAAUGUGACGAGGAGGUCCACAGCGACCAUUUUCUCAAGCGGCACGUGAGGUACUACUUCAAUGAGGUUGGGAAGAAGAAGUUUAUUUACUGUGCCAGCCAUAUGGAUACAAUGGUGGACUACUUUUGUGAAGAAUGCUUUGUUCCCGUUUGUACUAAGUGCAAGAUAAGCGGGAAUCAUUCUGAGCUUCCAAACGGAUCACACAGCCUACUGAACUACGUAGAGGCGUGUGACAAGCUUCAGGAACUUUUGAAGGCAGGAGAGCUCCGACUGGUUGAAGAGGAGGAAAGACUCAAAGAAAACAUAAGAGAGUUCAAAAAGAAUGUCGAGGCUUUCCAAAGCAACAUCAGCAGCGUAAGAGAUAAAAUCGAGAGCGAAUAUAGAAAUGCCAUGAACGAACUGCAGGCAUUUGAAAAAAGGGAGUUCCAGAUUGUAAACACUCGGUAUAUCUCAUAUCUUAGCAAGCUAGCCGAGCUGAGAAGGAUGAGGGAGUACCCUGCUAGUCUUGAGCCUUCGCAGCUUCUUAGAACUUUCAGGAGUGUCACCAUACAGAGAGACUCGCUGGCGGAAAGCACCGACGAGGUGGUCUUUAAGCCGGCAGAAAUAUCACUAAAGGGCCGUCUCACCCUUAAGGACGAAGAAAACUACACCACAAGAAAGGGAUACUUCCCAAGAAUGGAGAAAAGCACCCAGCUCUAUGUGGAGACAAGAGGAAUCAAUGUUAAUUCGCAUGGUAAAAGUAAAUAA
Molecule: messenger RNA, 1287 nt
Organism: Encephalitozoon cuniculi GB-M1
Lineage: Eukaryota; Fungi; Microsporidia; Unikaryonidae
Exons: 1
Coding region: 1-1287 (428 amino acids)
Biological process (GO): positive regulation of DNA-templated transcription
Cellular component (GO): nucleoplasm; chromatin
Molecular function (GO): ubiquitin-protein transferase activity; zinc ion binding
Source: RefSeq, marked provisional